Messenger RNA from Volvox carteri f. nagariensis, 1323 nucleotides. RefSeq lists its product as uncharacterized. The record is from RefSeq and is a predicted model, not a curated record. Gene Ontology annotation, cellular component: nucleolus; preribosome, large subunit precursor. The transcript has 8 exons. Gene Ontology annotation, biological process: rRNA methylation; maturation of LSU-rRNA from tricistronic rRNA transcript (SSU-rRNA, 5.8S rRNA, LSU-rRNA); maturation of 5.8S rRNA from tricistronic rRNA transcript (SSU-rRNA, 5.8S rRNA, LSU-rRNA). Lineage: Eukaryota; Viridiplantae; Chlorophyta; Chlorophyceae; Chlamydomonadales; Volvocaceae. The coding region runs from base 1 to 1323 and encodes 440 amino acids. Gene Ontology annotation, molecular function: rRNA (guanine) methyltransferase activity; rRNA (uridine-2'-O-ribose)-methyltransferase activity.
AUGGCGAAAAAGGCAAAGAAGGGAAAGAACCGUUUGGACAAAUACUACCAUCUAGCGAAAGAACAGGGGUAUCGCUCACGUGCCGCCUUUAAGCUAAUCCAGCUCAACCGGAAGUACAACUUCCUGGGGAAGUGCAGGGCCCUGCUGGACCUCUGCGCUGCGCCAGGUGGAUGGCUGCAAGUGGCCGCCAAGACGAUGCCUGUGGGAUCUCUGAUCCUAGGCGUGGAUUUGGCGCCCAUCAAACCCAUUCGUGGCGUCAAGACGCUGGUGCAGGAUAUCACCACUCAGCAGUGUCGCAGUGCCAUCAAGCGGGAGGCGGGGAACGCCAAGAUGGACGUCGUGCUGCACGAUGGUGCCCCCAACGUGGGCGGCGCCUGGGCGAGCGAGGCCUACAACCAGUCGACGCUGGUGCUGGAUUCCCUCAAGCUCGCGGUUGACACGCUGGCGCCCAAAGGAACCUUCGUCACCAAGAUUUUCAGGUCAAAGGACUACAACGCGCUGUUGUACGCGUUUAACCAACUCUUUGAGAAAGUUGAGGCCACCAAGCCGGCGGCUAGUCGCAAUGCUUCCGCUGAGAUCUUCGUUGUUUGCAUUGGAUUCAAGGCGCCUGCCAAGAUUGACCCGCGCCUGCUGGAUCAUAAAGUUUUAUUCCAGGAGGUUACCGAGCCUAAGAAGGUAAUGGGCCCGGAGGCUCUGCUGCGGCAGAAGAUCAAGCAGCGACGCUUCAGGGAGGGCUACGAAGAGGGCAUCUCCACGUCACACCGCUUCACAUCUGCACUCGCGUUCCUGGUCAGCGACUCGCCUGUGGAGAUGCUGGGCAGCUUCACGGAGGAGCUGGCGGCCAAGAUUCGGAGCCAUGCCGCCACCACCGCGGAAAUUAAGUCCUUAUGCAAGGACCUGCAGGUGCUUGGGCGGAGUGAAUUCAAGCAGCUGCUGCGCUGGCGCCUGGCGCUGCGUAAGGACCUCAAGGAGGAUCUGGGCACCGAAGAGGAGGCAGCCAAGGCCGGCCACCGGAAGGCGAAGGCCGCGGAUGGCAAGCAGCCGCAGCCGGCGGAUGGCGCUGAGGCGCCGCAGGACCCUGAGGAGGCGCUCCUGGCUGACAUGGCGGCGCUGAAGGAUAAGAUGGCGCGGGAGGCUAAGCGCGAGAAGAGGAAGCGGCGGGAGAUGAAGAUUAAGGCGCGGCUCCGGGCGGCGCAGGCGGCCCAGGCGGAAGGGCUUGGGGAGGAUCCACAGCAGGUGAGAAGUGGAGCGCUAAGGAGGGGGGUGCGAACUGGUGGAGACGGCUUGGGCACCGGAUGGGGACGACGGCGAAGGUGCAGCUGA